GCACGGAACCGCUGGAACGCAACAUGCUGAAACGGAAUGAACGCAGAACUUCCAAGGACCAAGGACAGCGCUAUUCUCGCUGAGGAUUGUUGUUUUAAGUUUGCGAAUGAUUCGUUGAGCACUGCACUCACAUAAAUGACCGUUCAAAAGGCGCAUCUCUCUCCUUUUAUUUACAGAUGACCGUAGCGGCAGCAAUGGCAGGGUCAAAUAUGGUCUUUUCCGAUGUGGAAAGUUUCCUAGACGAGCACCCGGAAUUAUUAGAGGACUAUCUGAACAGAAAAGGCAAGGCGAGUAUGGUGGAAAAGUGGCUGAAGAACCAUCACCCGAUUAAAACUCCGGCGAACUCCAGCACGGAGGCGGAGAAAGCGGCAAACGCGUGUAGUAAAGACAGCUGGGCGAGCAGAGGUGAUGGGUUACAGAGACGAGCAUCGCAGAAAGAGCUGCGGAAAACCUUCGCCAGGUCCAAAGCCAUCAACGCCAACAGGACUUACGACGAGCACGUCAACUCCAGAGCCCAGGAGCCGCUGACCAGCAUGAGAAGGCGAGCGCUGCUGCGUAAAGCCAGCUCUCUGCCUCCAACCACCGCGCACAUCCUCUCCGCCCUGCUUGAGUCCCGGGUCAACAUCCCUCAGUACCCCUCCACCGCCAUAGACUACAAAUACUACCUGAAAGAGCACAACGAGAGGGAGUUCUUCCUGGAGCUCGUCAAAGACAUCUCCAACGACCUGGAUUUGACCAGUCUCAGCUACAAGAUCCUGGUGUUUGUGUGCAUCAUGGUGGAUGCUGACCGCUGCUCCCUGUUCCUGGUGGAGGGACCAGCCAAUAAAAAGACUCUGGUGUCCAAGUUCUUUGAUGUUCACGCUGGAACCACUGUGUUGCCCUCUCUCAGUAACUCAGAUGAGGUGCAGGUGCCCUGGGGAAAGGGCAUCAUUGGAUAUGUGGCUGAACAUGGGGAAACAGUCAACAUUCCCGAUGCAUAUCAGGACCAUCGUUUCAGUGAUGAGAUUGAUAAACUCACCGGAUAUAAGACGAAGUCUCUGCUGUGCAUGCCCAUCCGCAACAGUGAUGGAGAGGUCAUCGGGGUCGCGCAGGCCAUCAACAAGAGUCCCAAUGGAGCACUCUUCACUGAAGACGACGAAAAGGUGUUGCAGAUGUACCUGCCGUUCUGUGGCAUCGCCAUCUCAAACGCCCAACUCUUCGCUGCCUCCAGGAAAGAGUACGACAGGAGCAGGGCUCUUCUGGAGGUUGUGAACGAUUUGUUCGAGGAGCAGACCGAUCUGGAGAAGAUCGUGAGGAAGAUCAUGCAUCGAGCUCAGACCCUGCUGAAGUGCGAACGCUGCUCCGUCCAGCUGCUGGAGGACAUCGAAUCUCCGGUGGUGAAGUUCACCAAGUCCUUUGAGCUUCUGUCACCCAAGUGUAGCGCCGACAUGGAGAACAGUUUCAAGGACAGCAUGGAAAAAUCGUCCUAUUCUGACUGGCUGAUUAAUAACAGCAUUGCAGAGCUGGUCGCGUCCACUGGUCUUCCUGUGAAUAUCAGCGAUGCCUACCAAGACCCACGCUUCGAUGCUGAAGCAGAUCAGUUUUCUGGCUUCCAUAUUAGAUCUGUCCUGUGUGUCCCUAUCUGGAACAGUAACCAUCAAAUCAUAGGUGUGGCUCAGGUCUUGAACAGGUUAGAUGGAAAACCAUUUGAUGAUGCAGAUCAGAGGCUGUUUGAGGCAUUUGUGAUAUUCUGUGGACUUGGAAUCAAUAACACCAUUAUGUAUGACCAAGUGAAGAAGUCCUGGGCCAAACAGUCUGUCGCUUUAGAUGUGCUGUCAUAUCACGCCACUUGCUCAAAGACUGAGGUGGAUAAAUUUAAGGCAGCAAACAUCCCUCUGGUGUGUGAACUGGGCAUUGAUAAACUAUCGUUUGAUGACUUCUCGCUGGAUGUGGAUGCCAUGGUCACUGCAGCUCUGCGGAUGUUUAUGGAGCUGGGAAUGGUGCAGAAAUUCAAAAUAGACUAUGAGACACUUUGUCGAUGGCUGUUGACUGUGAGGAAGAACUAUCGCAUGGUUCUGUAUCAUAACUGGAGACAUGCAUUCAACGUUUGCCAGUGCAUGUUUUCCAUGCUGACAACAGCCGGCUUCCAGGAGACUCUGACUGAGAUGGAGAUUCUGGCUCUGAUAGUGGGCUGCAUCUGCCAUGAUCUGGACCACAGAGGAACCAACAACGCUUUCCAGGCCAAGACGGGAUCAGCUCUAUCUCUUCUUUACGGCACAUCAGCCACGCUAGAGCACCAUCACUUCAACCAUGCUGUUAUGAUCCUGCAGAGCGAGGGUCAUAAUAUUUUCUCUAACCUGUCAUCACAUGAGUAUGGAGAACUCAUGCAGCUCCUAAAACAAUCCAUACUGGCCACAGACUUAACACUCUACUUCCAGAACAGAAACUCCUUCUUUGAGCUGGUGAAUAAAGGCGAAUACAACUGGAAUGUGAAGGAACACAGAGACAUGUGCAGGUCGAUGUUGAUGACAGCAUGUGAUCUGGGUGCUGUCACCAAACCCUGGGAGAUAUCAUGCAAGGUUGCAGAACUGGUGACUAGUGAGUUUUUUGAACAGGGAGACAGAGAGCGAUCAGAACUUAAACUGACUCCCUCGGCUAUUUUUGACCGAAACCGCAAAGAUGAGCUGCCAGGUUUACAGCUGGAGUGGAUUGAUGGGAUCUGUGCACCACUGUAUGAGACGUUUGCCAAAUUAAAUCCCAAACUACAGCCAAUGGUUGAGUUGAUCAAGGCCAAUCGUUCCAAAUGGGAAGAGCUUCACCACAGACACCAGCGCAGCCAGGAAACCACCAGCCCAGGCAGUCCACGUAACGGAGACGCCGCAGCAACCAGCUGCAGCUGCGCAGGCACGAGCGACGGCGGCCCCUUCUACUCCAUCAGCUAACUCUGGGGAAACCUGCCAGAUUUUGCCACACGCUUCUCUCUGACCUGCAGCAAUGCAGAUGGAAGGAGUUUUGACCUCUGCUGCACGCUUCAGACCAGCAGCCAUUACCUCACUAGCGCCCUCUAUCGGGCAUUCGCUCUGUCUGCGAGCACUUCAGGCAACUGCGGCCGAGUUUGCGUCCGUCUCCACAGUGCACAGACUGCACGUUUAGCUAGCAACGACUUGUUAAUGUGGAGAACCAUAGGGAUGUGUUUACGCCCAGAGGCUAAUUGGCUGAAUUAGCUACUUUAGGGCUAGCAUGCUAACAUAAAGACUAUCGUGCGUGUAAGCUACUUUCAGCAGGGACUGUUUAUGGAGGAUUGCCGCUUUUUGAAAGGUAUUUUAGCGUAUUUUUUCCCUUUGUAGCUUUGAUCUUGUUGAAUGAACACAUAUCUUGAGCACUGGAGCUCGGUUCUGUACUGUGCGUAUGCCAUGUGAGGAAAUGACUAAUGCAGGAUUUGACUCUAUGUUUUGCCUUUGUUGUUUUAGCUGAUGUAUUUAUUCCAGGAUCAGGGGUUUGUGGAGCCGUGGGGCUCUUGGCAAUGCUUGCAAUGCAAAUCCACUCCAGCGCUGUACUCUGUGCCUUGGUAAAACCCUUAGGAUAAUGCAUGCAGCCCGUCCUCCACAUCACUCUUCUCUCUAGUUCACACUGCAUAUCAUCAUGGAUGUUCCCUCAUGUCUCGGGCCUGUUUCACAUCUCGAAGGUAAGCAACAUAUUUUGUAUUCAGGAACCCAUUCACACUUGUGUUGUUCAUGACACAAACAAAGUUAUUAUGAAGAUUUUUACUGGGUUGCGUUUCCAAAAAUAGUUAUCCAACUAUGCUUGCAAGUUCACCAAUUUGGUGUUUCCCAAAUCUAUAGUUCCAACAAACAUUUGCAAACAACUUCCCAAAGUUUUCACUCCUGCUUGAUGUCAUUAACCAACAAGGAUCAAAUGAUGGAUGUUUGACAAAUUUCCUACUUUUUUAAGAAACAGUUGAGAAUAAUUAGUUUCUCCAUAAUGCACUGUAUUUUGGCCAUGGGUUGUUUUUCCACAGGUUCAAACGACCCCAGUAAAGUGAUAUUUAUCCCCUGGAAUGAGAAUUUUACCAGGGAAGUGUAUUUUACCCCCAAAACAUGAUUGGAAGCAUUGAUUUUUCUAAGUAGCAAAUGAGUGGGUUUUGUUGUGAAAACCUGGCAACCCUGUAUGGUAGAUAAACUGUGAAGUAUAUCAUCAUUCGGGGAAACACACCACAGGUUCAAAAGACUCAAAAGGCCUAGAAGUGCCAUACAAACCAUACAUUGAUAGAUUUUUGUAGGAAACAGGCUGACUGACUAAAUCCAAGUGAUUUAAGUAGUUUACUGAACCAUUUUAACUUCAGGGUUUGGGUUCCAUGUAGUUUUCAUUACGUAUUACCUACUUUUUGGCUAUAAUUGUGAUGCCUCUUCUUGUUUUAUGCCAAAAAUCAUUACAAUAUUAAGUACAGAUCAUGUUCUAUGAAGAUGUACAGUCAAUUGCCUACAGUAAAUAUAUCAAAAUUUAAUUUUUGCUUGGUAAUAUACAUUGCUACAGUGAUUUUUCUUAGUAUUUAGAUAUUUUUCCACCCUCAGAUUCCAGAUUUUCAAAUAGUUGUAUCUCAGCCAAAUAUGUGACACUGGACAUUUGGACAACUUUAAAGAUGAUUUUCUCAAUAUUUUGAUUUCAGAUUUUCAAAUAGUUGUAUCUCGGCCAAAUAUUGUCCUAUCCUAACAAACGUUCAACUUUCAACUUUAUUCAACUUUCAGAUGAUGUAUAAAUCUCAUUUUUAAGAAAUUGACCCAUAUGACUGGUUUUGUGGUCCAGUUGCAGCCUUGUAACAUUUAUUAAAAAAAAAACCCUUACUUAAUGGUCGUUCACACAAAGUGUGUAUUUGCAUUCCAAUACAUCACUUUUCCAUUGUUUUUCUAUGUUGAUCAUGUAUGACCAUUGCACUUGCGUCUAGCAUCGUUUCAGCAUCUCACACAUGAGUACCAUGUUUUUGAGAUGCCACGUCAAGUUAAAAAUGAUGUGUGUCAUUUUUUUUGACUAUAGCAAAGUAUAAAAACACCAUAAUACAUUCGCAGAUAUUUAGGAAACAUGCUAAUUUCCUGAAAAACAAUGCUAAAGUCAGAUAUUGUGCUUUAGAAAAUGAACAUUCCGUGUUGGAAUGUCUGUUUUUGCUUUGGUCCAUGUGACUCCGCCCACUGCCAGUUUAACCAAUAGUACAUCGACACCCCAGGUUGCCAGAGAGUGGAAAACAGCGCAACGCAGCCAUGGAAGUCAGCAGUUGAACUAGGUCAGAGAUCACAGAUUCUACCUGACCUAAAAAGAUUCGACAUCAGUCUAAAAAACUCUAGGACCAGAGGCAUAUUAAAACAAGGAUAGAUCAGCUCAUCAAUUUACAGUGUAAGGCGUGUUGCCCUCUAUUAUUCCCAUUGUGUGUCCUCAAUCUGACAACCUGUGUAAGUGUUGGGUCUGAGGAGGAAGGACUGGAAUUUGGAAUGCAGUACUCAUUUUAACCACUAGCUGUCAAUAUUACAUACUGCAUCUUUAAAGGGCACCCAUUAUGCAAAAUCCACUUAUAGUGUUCCCCAUUAAACCAAACCAGUCUAAUUAGGCAUGAUUCUCAAAGCAAUGUGACAUCACAUUGCUUAGGCCCUGCCCACAGCUGCUGACUGAUAGUCUUGCAUUGCCAUAGUUUCCGCCCUCAGCGAGUUGUUUGGUUUUACACUGUCCCCCCCUAUGUGCUCGAGCAGCUGUAAUGUCAACAAUGUCUUGUAAGCAAUCCUCAACAUCUGAGCCACUGAUGACGCAGUGGAUUACUUCAAAAUCAAAAAUAUUUGAAAUUAGCACUGCACUGUUAGUUCAGUGGUGCUAGCAAACAUGUCCUCCCUGUCCUGUCGAGUUGGUCACAGACGGUUCCAAAAGAGCGGACCAAUCAGAAGACCCCGGAGGCAGGGCAAGUGUUGCAAGCUUUUGUUUGCAGUAGCAAAUUGGCGUGGCAACUCUUCUGUUUGACAGAAAUAUAGCAAAGGAGGCAUUCAUAUUGUGAAGGCAUUCAUAUUACGGCUGUGUCUAGAUACAACAUUUUUCAAUUCAUUCCACAACCUGUUUCUUUAAAAAAGAGCCUCAUAUUCACUAUCUUUUGUGCUGUUCGGCUAUUUUCCAGUGUUGUCAAGUCUGCGCUUUUUCCGUGAAAUUGGGCUACUUUAACACGGUUGCCGCGGGUUGUUCUUGAUGUCCCAAUAUCGUCAUACUUAGCCCCUAAACUACGAAUUUACCAGGGGAGCCCUGACAAAAAACUUGUGUUUUUACCCCCCCCGAAUGUGAUUUUUAAUAGGGGACCCUCUCAAAAUGCAAUUUUUUUCAUAUCAGUCAAUAUAGAUAAUUAUCACGAUAAAUGUCAAAUCUUUAUUUCUUUCAAAUUUAAAGUCAAGAUUUUUGCUCCAAAGCAAAAGUUGUAGAAACCAGACCAUUAAUUUUCCUUAACAAAAUAAAUAUCUAAACAGAAAAAUUAAUUUUUUGCAUGUUCUAAUGAGUUAUAUUCUUUCAAAUCAAGAAACAGGUUUGGGUUGUCUGAUAAUGAUAAUGAUAAUAAUGAUAAUGAAAAUUAUAAUGACAAUAAUAAUAAUUAAUAAUAAUAAUAAUAUCACUUUUUUGUCUCUUAGAAAUGCACAGUUGAUAGUAGUUUGAGGAUGCAGCCUGAACUACAUAUUUCCGUCUAUGUUCACGCAAAUCAUUUGUGAUCCAGCUUCACUUACAGCAGAAGUGAGUAUAAGGGGUUUUUUAUGAACCUCUGCAAUCACCUUUCCUAAUAACAUGCUAGUUAGCAAGUUUAACGGCUAAACGCGUUAAAUGCAGCUAAAGUAAACAAUCUCUCCAGGCAGCUCCUCACUCCACAGAGAGUAGAGAGGGGCGUGGUGAGCAGAGCUCAUUUGCAUUUAAAGAAACAAUCCCUCAGAACAGGAUGAUUUUUGCAGAGCUGAUUUUGACAAGGUAAAAAGGGUGUUGUUUUACACAACCAUUGAGAAUUUAAAGUAUAUUAUAGACUUUUCAUUAAAGACCCUAAAGAAUCAUAUCAACUUGGGCAUCCAAUGACCCCUUUAAAGUAGUUUGAAUCACAGAGUCAAUUGUGUUCAUCGCUGAAUUCAAGUGUUUCACACUGGAUCUCACAGCGCUGUUUAGUGCUUGUGUGACCGAGCCGUUCACAAAUCGUGUCUUUUGCACGCUCAAGUUCGUUAUUUUAAAUGUAUGCUCUGCUUGUCCAGGCACGUCCGCGCCUCAUCAAGAUAAUGCAUCUUCUUUAGUGAGCUCACGCAGCGCUGCAGUUUGAACUUUGAUCCGAGUGGAUAAACGGUCCGUGUGGCACAAUUCAGAUGAAUCGCUGUUUCGUUCCGCUUUUGGCAAAUAAAAGUUAUAUUGAACAUUUAUCAAACUCUUCAUAUUGUUUUAUCAAGGAAAAUUUUUAUUGCGAUAAUUAUCGUUAUGGAAUUAUCGCCCAGCCCUAAUUGCUUCAUGUCUCAAAAAAUAUCUUUUUUAAAAAAAAAAAACAAAACAUUGCUGAGCGAUGUCUCUCAUGUUUUUAGAUGCAAAGACUGUUCUGUGUGAACGACCCUUAAGUUGGAGUGAAACAGGCCUUACAUUCCUUGCUUGUUUUAACCACAUGAAGCAGCAUCCAAAAACACAUACUUCCCUACUAUAUAGUAGGCAAAAAUCUGAAUAUGAAAACAGUAUUCAUAAAACAGUAGUAAGCAGUAGUAAACUCUGAAGUGCACAUCCAGCCUGUGGAUAUGUAACCUACCCAUAACUGAUGCUGGUAGGUUACAUGAUGAAUGUAGUACAUCCAUAUUAAAUUCAUAAUACACACAUUCAGACUAUACAUACUGUAAUAUACUAUUCUAACAUUUUCAAAGUACAGUAGUCAGCAUUUGAAGUGAAUCGAAACCUUUUUAUCAAAGUCUUAAAACCAAAACAAUACCCGUUCUUGUCUUAGGACAACUUUGAUUAACUUUUUUUGAUCCACUUCAAAUGUUGACUACUGUAAUUACUUAGAAUAAGUACUUCGAGAGUAUGUGAUUUCAGACGUGAAUGAGUAUGUGAUUUUGGUUUGCGCUCUUGUAUCCGCCAUCACUCAUUCCAGGCCCAAACCGAACCUGCAGAACUCCACAGAAAGCCUGGCAGAUUUACACAGAAGUACUUGACACCUUCUGCAUGUUUGGUCAUUAAAUAUUCUGGCGAAUUUGAUCCUUUUUCAGCUACUACAGAAGUGCAUUACUCUCCUCAACAGAUUGUACAUAAAAUAAGAGUAGAAAAUGUGAGGAUAAAAUGUCUGCAGGUUCCAUUUGGGUCUAUUUCUAACCUUUGUCAUCCACCUUUUUUUCCACAAGUGUUUUUGUGAAAUUUUCAGUCUAAUCUGAGACAUGUAUGUGCCUUUACAAAGUAAAAAUCUACUUCAGUCAUUUCCAUUCAGAAUCUCAUUGUAGGGAAAGUUAGCUAGUUAGUAAAUGAAGCUCUCAUCCUUUCUACCAGUCUUAAGAAAUGCCCAGAUCAUGUUUCACCCCAAAAAGAAAAAUAAAUCAAAUUAGAUCAACUAUAUUUUUCAUAGAAGAUCAUUAAGGAUGCUACAGAUUUUUUUGCAUUGCAAAUUUGCAAGACAUUUUCUGCCCAAAUUUUUAAAACUGCGGUGUAUUUGACGAAUCUACUUUUGAUUUUGUUUGUUCAUUCUCUUUAAGUCUAAAGUUUUGAGGGCAGCUAUAACAUACAACCACACAAACAUUCACUCAGAUCAGACAUUUAGUUUCUCUCCCCUGUCCCGCGCUCCUUCGUGUCCUGAAGUGGACUCUGGUUUAUUUGAUCCGUGACUGCACUUUGAUAAUUGUGUUGUGGUUUGAAAGCCUCCUUGUGCUAAAAGUCCACUUGCUCUUGGGAAUCCCAGAUAAAAUGUCAAUUGAUAAAGAGUAAAAUGUAAUUGCAUGAAGAAGUGUCUGCUUCAGAGAUGAACAGUUACCUGUAAUGAGAUUCAUCUGUAAUUCAUUAUUCAGUACUUGAUUUAAUGUACCUGCAUGGAAGCAGCUGUUGCAUCGCAGCAGGGAGGAAUGGUUUCAUAUCGUGUAACUGCAUUAUUCAGAAUGUUUUACAUUAUUCCCAAUUUCUUGGGGGAUUGGUUCUUGUUAUUACCACUGUUAGAUUCUUCUCUGAGGCAUUAUGUAAGUGAUGAGGCUCUUUUGAAUCGUCUUGUUCUCUUGGUUCAACUCUCCUUUUGUCCGGCGGAGAUUUCUUGACAAGCAUGAUUUCUGGAAGUGUAAACUGUCCAAUUCAAAUA
Labeo rohita (rohu) is the source of this 9280-nucleotide messenger RNA. RefSeq names its product phosphodiesterase 11a (gene pde11a). Gene Ontology annotation, molecular function: protein binding; 3',5'-cyclic-nucleotide phosphodiesterase activity. Gene Ontology annotation, biological process: signal transduction. The transcript is spliced from 20 exons. Bases 177 to 2921 code for a protein of 914 amino acids. NCBI's taxonomy places the organism in Eukaryota, Metazoa, Chordata, Actinopteri, Cypriniformes, Cyprinidae. The record is from RefSeq and is a predicted model, not a curated record.